Molecule: messenger RNA, 2286 nt
Organism: Physcomitrium patens
Lineage: Eukaryota; Viridiplantae; Streptophyta; Bryopsida; Funariales; Funariaceae
Product: polygalacturonase QRT3
Molecular function (GO): polygalacturonase activity
Source: RefSeq, a predicted model, not a curated record
GACGCUCCCGGGAAAUUUUGUGCCUACAAGAAUGGAGAUUUCGUUGUUCAAGCUUGUGGAGUAGCCCCCAAGCGAAAGACGACAGUCUUCUUCUUUCGCAGGAAUUUGUGGAGCAGUCACCAUCGGUUGUCCCAAUCAAUAGAGGUUUGAAAUUUGGACAAGGAUUGAUUGCUCCCAUUGAUGAGUUUUGAAGUGGAGCACGAGGUUCAAGUUCUUCGCAUUCGACAACUGGGUCGCUGCCAUUGCUUACAGCAGUUUUAGAUUAGCAACCAAUCACUGUCACGAUGUGGGUGUGUCAUGUGCUCGGAGCCGGGAAUUAGAAUUGGUUUUGUGGGUGGUUGCUCUCUGUGGCUAACCAGGAGGGCUUUGUCUAGUUGAAACUGUUGUUGAAGUCUGGCUGUGAGAAUCUCUCGGUGAUAUUGCAAUGAGAGGUUUCCAUUCGCAAAAUGUGGUGCUCUUUGUUAGCAUCUUUGUCUUGAUUGCACCAGGGUACUGCUACCGUUUGUCGGAUGCCUUGAAAUCGGGUGAAGGGGAUCUGAGGAUUCCACGUUUUUCUGUUCAAAUCGGGCACCUUCAUCCCAGUAGAGAGAGAGCAGAGAGGUUGCAAGCCUCGAUAUGGCACAAGACGAAGAUCAUGGCUGCUGAGGAAGGUCGCUUGCAUGCCAAGAGGAAUGGUGCGUACUCUAGAAUUCUUUAUGUGACGGAUUACUCCGCUGAUCCGACAGGUCAAUACGAUAGCACCCGUGCUCUGCAGACUGCAAUUAAUGAAGCCUUUAAGAUUGCUACCAGACAUGAGCUUCUUCCUGGUAUUCCGGAUCUUGGAGGCGUAGAGAUUCACUUGGAAGGAGGCGAUUACAUUAUCAGCUACCCACUGCAAUUCCCCAGCAAAGGUGGUGGUAACCUUGUGAUACAUGGUGGCACCAUCAGGGCAACGUUUACAUUUCCACGGGACGGUUACCUAAUUGAGGCGUGGUCGGCUUACUCUGUGAGUCUGAGAGCAAAUCAAACGAAAGCUUCACUUCGGGAACGCAAGCAACGUAGUUUGCCCUUAUCCAAAGAAUUCUUGGCCUAUGAAGACAUCAUCAUUAGAGAUCUUUUGUUGGACGCUAAUUUUAGGGGUGGAGGCAUACUCUUAGUGGAUUCUAUCCGCGUAACUGUGGAGAAUGUGUACGUUACUCACUUUGAGAGCGAUGGUAUCUUGGUGGAAGGUGGUCAUGAGACUAUCAUUCGGGAUUCGUUCUUUGGUCAGUUUAUUACAACUGGCAAAGAUCCGAGAGAGUCGGACUUCACAGGAAUUGGAAUCAAUCUUAUUAGCAAUGACAACGUUGUUUCUGAUGUUGUCAUCUUCUCAGCAGCCUACGGAAUUGCAGUCAGUGGAGUGGGAAACUUCAUCACAGGGGUGCACGCGUAUAAUAAGGCCGCCAGGUUAGGUGGUGUGGGUAUCUACCUGCAGUUACCAGGCUACACUCAGACGCGAAUUGUUGGAUGCCAUUUGGAGGGUACAGGAAUUAUUGCUGAAGACCCUUUACAACUUGAGAUAUCGAGCAGCUUUUUCUCGGACGAUGCUAAUAUUCUGCUGCGAUCAACCAAGAAAUCCCACGCUAUUUCCUACUUGACAAUCAUAAACAAUAUGUUUACAGGAUCAUCUCGUGGCGUUCCUGUUGUGCAACUUGACGAAUCUGCAGGCCGUUUCACCGCUGUGUAUGACACGAUAGUGGAUCAAAACACUGCUUAUGGGAUGAAUCUGAAGGCUACCGUCGCUAGGGCCACACUCGCAUCCUCUUAUACUUGGCGUCUCAAUCUCAACGAGCGGCUCCUAUUCCGAGAUUUCAUUCAAAACGUGCAGUAUUCCCUCUACGUCAGUUCUAACUAUUUUCCUAAGCAUGUGUUGCGAAGUGUGAAGGACAAUACUGUGGUGGUUGAUUCAGAUACACGAGUGUCAGGCACUGUGUCUGUCUUGGUCGAUCAGAGCAGUGAUUCACUCUCCCUCCGCACCAGCGUUCCUGAGGACACUGAGCUCACAAGAUCUAGAGUCUUGUUUGUUCGGUGAAGUAUCUUCUGUUGUUUUGACUAUGAUACUAUCUUUAGUGUAAUAUACGGUGGCUCUUCUUGCUUUUGUGUAGUAUUUGUUUACACCCGAGACGAAUGGGCUAGGCUUGAUACGCUAGCAGUUGCAACCGCAGUUCCCCGCAGAGCUUGAACAGUUUCCUGAGAAGUUCACGACUACUUUCAAAAUUGCAGACAAUGUACCGCCGUAAAUAUUUAUUCCCUUGAUGUCUAAUGCUA